UUGGCAAAGGUAAUUACAAAGCAGGAUAUACUGCAGCCGUUCGUUCUGGUUAAAAAGGCAGCAUUUUAAAACAAGAUUUUUUAAAAGGGGAAAUAUACGCUAUACGCAUAAGCAUUAAAAUUAGUUACAAUUGGAAUUUAAUAAAUUGGAUUGGAAAUUAGGACAUGGACUCAAAGCAAGAUGGGCCAUCGUAUAUUUGCACAACUAAACGCGGUAUAAGCAGAGAGAUAAAGAUCCCAAUUAAUGUUGGUAUUCUGUGUGGAAGAGCAUUUGGAAAUCCAAAAGACCCUCCUGUUUUGUGUUUACAUGGCUGGCAAGACAACUGUAAUACUUUUGAGAAGCUUAUUCCACUUUUACCAAAGAAUCACUAUUAUGUUGCAAUGGAUAUGAUUGGACAUGGACAUUCAGUUAGUUUACCACCUGGGGUGUUUUACUCAGUUUAUAGUUAUGUUUCUAUGAUAUAUGGCAUAGCACAAUAUAUGGGUUGGAAAAGUUUCAUUGCUCUAGGGCAUAGUUUGGGAGGGUCUACUGUGGCAUUCUUUGCUGCAGUGUUUCCUAAAAUGGUGGAAAAGAUUAUUCUCCUUGAUUCUAUUGGUAUUGCAGGAUUUCAGAAUUCUCAGAACUUAGAAAUUAUAGAUUUACAGAGGGUUGGCAUUGAACACCAUUUGGAUGUUGAAGGAAAAGUAUCUUACCCUGUUUACACAUUCAAUGAGGCCAAAUCUCGGUUGCAAGCUUCUAAUAAAGCUUUAGAUGAUGAAGCUGCAAAUAUUCUUUUAGAGAGAGGACUUUCAAAAGAAAAAGAUGGCAAAUAUAAAAUCAGAAGAGACGUACGAGUUGUAAAAGUGCACAUACAUUACAAAGAGGUGGAGGAUGCUCUUGUGUUUACCAAGAAAGCAAAUAUGCCAAUAUAUCAUAUUUUACCCGAAAACGGCUUGAAAAAAAGUGUGGGGGUGGACAGGAUGCACAAAGAAAUGGGUUUAUUUGAAAGACCAAACCAUGUGUUUAUUAAAGUAAAAGGAAAUCACUUUGUCCAUCUUCUUGAACCUGAAAUUGUUGCAAAUGAAGUUACCAAAAUUCUAAAUCAAGAUUUUCACAUUGCACCAAAAAUGUAACAAACAUAAGUUGGGAAAAGUAUUUGUCAAGCUAAAAAUGAUUACAAUAGGCUACUGAAUACUUUUUAACUCAUAAGAGUCAUAACCAUUUUAAAAACUUACUGUGGUGCAUUGACAUUGAUACUUCUUUAUUGUACCGCAACUCAUAUACCUCACUUAACCAAACCCUCAAAGCUGUUCUCUGUGUACUAAAAAAUCAUUGGUACUAUGUGUGCUAUAAUAUUGUUUUUUUUUGUGUAAAGUAUGUCAACUAACAUACCUAUACCUUGUCUGAGCAAGCUAAAUCCUAAAAAAACGUAAAAUUAUACAGGCCUGCUGGACGCACCUUUUAGACUCACCUUGUCCAGUAAUAUCAUGUUUUUAUAAUUAAUAUCAUGUAUGAUGUAUUUAUAAUAAUUCAUCAAUUUCCUUGUUUUAAAAAAAUUCCAUUCAUAAUAUGUGUCCCACUAUGUACCUAAAUACUUAUAUCUCAGCAAACUUUUUAUUUCAAUUUAGUAUCUUAAUCACUAUUACCUUGUGCUUAUGUUGGAAAAACUACCAUUGAUACUAUUACUAUAUAUCUGUACAAGAACUGUAUCAUGCCAAAUUCUCAGGAGUUGUACAUUUAUUAACAUGGAAUGAUUAAGUUUAAUUUUUUAAUAUGUAAUAAAGUAUUCUCUAUUGCAAUAAGUUCUGAAGCCUUUUAUAGCAACUAUACAAUUAUUUACAGUUAAUUUCAUGAUCCUGCUCUAUGCUUUUAUAAAAUAUUAUGCAAUUUUGUGAAAUAUAAAUAAAUAUCACUAAUUAUAUU
Messenger RNA from Ciona intestinalis (vase tunicate), 1902 nucleotides. The record is from RefSeq and is a predicted model, not a curated record. Lineage: Eukaryota; Metazoa; Chordata; Ascidiacea; Phlebobranchia; Cionidae.